AUGGAUCAAACCUCACAGGCCAAGGCAAACGAAGGUGCCACGAAUGGUGGUGACACUGAUGACAGCGCAGCUUCAUAUGCUCUAACAACAUACGACGACCAGCAACCUGUACCACUGGCUUCAGUGCCUCCUCCAUCGCCAGCCGGCAGCGUCGCCUUUGUUCCGUUCCCAGCCUCCCUGCAGGCCAGCGGCGCUGCAGCCUACCCAGCCACCAUUCCGCCGCCGCCGUUCUCAAAUCCACACGAGAUCGCGUUCCAGCAGCAGCAGCACCGCCAGGAGGAGCAGCUGCAGGCGUUCUGGGCGGGCCAGCACGCCGAGGCCGAGCAGCAGGCGGAGGCGGGCGAGGUCAAGCUCAAGGCCUACCACAGCCUCCCGCUGGCGCGGAUCAAGAAGAUCAUGAAGGCCGACGCGGACGUCAAGAUGGUCGCGGCCGAGGCUCCCGCGGUGUUCGCCAGGGCCUGCGAGAUGUUCAUCCUCGAGCUCACGCUGCGGGCGUGGCUCCACGCCGAUGGCGCCAGGCGCCGGACGCUGCAGCGGGGCGAUGUCACCGCCGCGAUCCACAGCACCGAGACCUACGAUGUCCUCACCGACAUCGUGCCGGAGGAGGAACGCUUGUAG
Messenger RNA from Miscanthus lutarioriparius, 618 nucleotides. Lineage: Eukaryota; Viridiplantae; Streptophyta; Magnoliopsida; Poales; Poaceae. The record is from the annotation of a GenBank genome assembly.